Molecule: messenger RNA, 2266 nt
Organism: Thunnus maccoyii (southern bluefin tuna)
Lineage: Eukaryota; Metazoa; Chordata; Actinopteri; Scombriformes; Scombridae
Gene: rgp1
Product: GP1 homolog, RAB6A GEF complex partner 1
Exons: 9
Coding region: 496-1656 (386 amino acids)
Biological process (GO): retrograde transport, endosome to Golgi
Cellular component (GO): Ric1-Rgp1 guanyl-nucleotide exchange factor complex; Golgi membrane
Source: RefSeq, a predicted model, not a curated record
AAAGCGACGUUUUUUAUUUGAAAAUAUUGAGUUAACGCCUCCCUACCAGUUACCAUAGCAACAGCUCACCUCUCGUCAGCUCUGCCACGGCUCGUCUUCUAAAUGGCCGACCAAAAAAAACGUCGCAAACAUUCUGUAUUCCCGCUUUAUUCUAUGAGAAACGUUGCAUGAAGAUUCAGAUACGACUCAGGCGUUAAACAACACAUGUUUUUCGUGAGAAUGUAUAUUUUUUGACGCGUGUUUCUAUUCUUUGGGAGUUUUGUUUUCCCAUGGAUAGUUAUUGGUCGUGCAGUAUAGGAUAUAGGAUAUCUACAUAAGUUAUGCAUUUUUUGUUUACUUCAGUCCGGAUGCGAGCUUUGUCGAUAAGCUAAGUUAUGCUUAAAUUUGUCGGAAAGAGGGUACAUUUUCAUGUUACCGUGUUGAAGAAGUGAGUUCAGGUUCGCUUCAGGACUAGAUAACGUAAUUGUCUGCGGAGUAGUGUCGGUUGAGGCCAAGAUGAUCGAGGUGGUGGCCUCCAUGGCCCGAGGCCCCGUUUUCCUGGCUGGGGAGCUCAUGGAGUGUCUCAUAACUUUCACCAACCCGAUGUCCCACCUCUCCACCUCUGCCAGCAGUGAGAUGCUGGCAUGGGCCAGCGCCCAGAUACACUGCCAGUUUCAUGCCAGUGAGAGCAGAGUGGCCCUGCCGGCCCAGGGCAACAAGCAGGACGUCCAGGCUGAGAGCGACACAGUGCUUAUUCCAAGUAGAGGAGAGCGAGGGCAGUGUAUGCUGGACACACCACCCAAGAUAUUAUUCUGUGACCUGCGCCUGGAUCCUGGAGAAAGCAAAACCUAUUCAUACAGUGAGCUUGUACCCGUCGACGGUCCUCCUAGUUUUCGUGGUCAGGCAGUGAAGUACGUCUACAAAUUGACCAUCGGCUGCCAGAGGGUCAACUCUCCUAUCAAACUUCUCAGAGUUCCCUUCAGAGUGCUGGUUCUGCAGGGGAUGCCAGAACCUCCAUUUACACAGGAUGAGGAGGUGUCCCCCUCUAACCCGUUCCUGGAGGAAGAGGAAGCGAGCCGCAGGGACGCUCGGCCUUUGGAGAGAGCACUGGACAUGCUGAUGGUCACCACCUCAAGGCGCUGCCCACACAUGUUUAAUAUCACCAAUAUGCGUGGGAAAGUAGCAAAGUUCUGCAUCUUCAAGACUGUUUACAGACUCGGAGAGGACAUCAUCGGCACAUUCAACUUCUCAGAGGGCGACAUCCCCUGCUUACAGUAUUCAGUGAGCCUCCAGAGUGAAGAGGAGAUCCAGCAGCAGUACCAGCGGCGUCCUGGCCAGGCUGUCAGCGUGACCGGACACGGACGGCACAUGGAGUCGUGCCUCCACACGGCCUCCAGCCACUUCUCCCUCCCCAUCCCCCUCAACGUCACACCAGGUUUCAGCACAGACAUAGUGGCCCUGAGGUGGCGUCUGCACUUUGAAUUCGUCACGGCUCGGGAGCCUAUAGAACCGCCCACGGUUCUCCAGAACCAAUCGGAGGUGACGGUUUGGUCCGGAGCGGAGCAUGUCGACGUGGAUACCUUCAGUUGGGAUCUGCCGAUCAAAGUCCUGCCUACCAACCCGGCCCUGGCAUCCUACGUGUCCCAGUUCACGGGGACCAACAGCAUUAAUAUUUGACUGCCGUAUGUGUGAGACUGUAUGACGACGUGAGAUAAUAAGAAAUUAAAAUUGUGUCUCUGAGUUUAUCAACAGAUGUGUUGGACAGAUGGUCCUGAGUGUGUGUGUGUGUGUGUGUGUGUGUGUGUGUGUUUGUGUGUGUGUGUGUGUGUGUGUGUGUGUGUGUGUGUGUGUGUGUGUGUGUGUGUGUGUGUGUGUGAGAGACAGUGUUUUUUUUCCCCCCUAAAAAAGAGCUGUUAUUUUGUUUCCGUUGUAUGUGCACAGCUGAUGAAUGGUGGAUAUGUAAAGUAAUGCAACCUAUUUUUUUGCCCUCUUCAUAUGUAUAUUGCUGUGCAUCCUAACUUUGACAUCUUCCUUUUUGGAGGACCAACACGUGUGACAUGCAGCUAUGUGCAUUUCUGUAUAUAUUUCUUCUUUUUUUUUUUUUUACUCCUUUAUUCAAAAGCCCACUCGCACACUUGUCCUUUCUCAUGUUAUAAAACAACGGUUUCUUUUUCAAAAUACUUUUUCUGUUUAACUGUCUUUCUUUUAGGUUGAGCAAAAGCUAUAUUGAGAUGUAAAUACUUAAAGAGAAAAAAACUAAUUAAAAGUGUGAUUUAAAUUUGAUAAA